AUGAGGAAAUUACAUUGUGAAAGUUCUGCUAAAGUUCUAGACCGGGAUGUAUCAGGCAGCACUCUGGUGGAGGACUAUUCGCUUGAGACUCGUCCCUGCAUCCCCUGCCCUCCAAGCCGUCGUGGGAUCCAGAAGGCGAUUCAUAAAAAAAUCCCCAUCACGAAGUGGCUUCCCAGAUACAACCUAACAUGUCUGGUCUCCGACCUCAUCGCAGGCUUGACCGUGGGACUUACCAUCCUCCCGCAAGGUCUCGCCUACGCGGCCAUCGCCAACCUCCCCGUCCAAUACGGCCUGUACUCCGGAUUCAUGGGAUGCUUCGUGUACCUUUUCGUGGGGAGCGUGAAGGAUGUCACGGUUGGACCCACAGCUGUCGUCUGCGUCGUGUUGGGACAGUUCGUCAAUCAUGAUGCGUUAGGGGAUCGGUUCGUGGAGUAUGCGGUCUUCCUCUGCUUUCUCACUGGGGUCGUCGAAGUCUUACUCGGAAUCACCAGACUCGGGUUUUUGAUGAACUUCAUCUCGACGCCAGUGAUGUCGGGUUUCACUUCAGCAGCCGCGAUCGUCAUCUCCGUGACUCAGAUCACGGAGCUCUUCGGUAACGUGGUGCCCGGCAUCCCGCCCGCCACCAUCCCGCCGUUCGUGACGGGGGGAAAUUUCCUGGAAAAAGUUUCGGAGCUGGGUCCGGCCAUCAUCAUCGUCCCCGUAGUUGGGAUCCUCGAGAGCAUAGCCAUCUCCAAAGCAUUCGGCGAUCGACUUCAACCAGGAGAUCUUCGCUCUGGGUCUCUGCAACUUGGCCGGGUCCUUCUUUUCCUCCGUUCCUACCAGUGGAUCGUUGUGCAGAACUGUAGUGAAUGCCGCGUCCGGCGUGAAGACUCCGGCCGGGGGAAUUCUUACUGGGUCCUUGGUGCUGCUGGCAUUGGCGAUGCUCACGCCUUACUUCUUCUACAUCCCCAAGGCCUGCCUGGCGGCCGUGAUCAUCUGCACGGUCAUCUUCAUGUUCGAGUACGAGGAAUUUUUGAGGAUUUGGAAAGUCAACCCCUUCGUGGGACGAGGAAGGCCAUCCAGAGGAAACUUCCCAUCACGCUUCCGCGAUACAACCUGCAGUGCCUGGUGUGCGACCUCAUCGCAGGCUUGGCUGUCGGACUCACCCUACUCCCACAAAGCCUUGCCGACGCUGCUAUCGCCAACCUCCCUGUUCAAUAUGGCCUGUACUCUGGAUUUAUGGGAUGGAUCGUGUACCUUUUCGUGGGGAGCGUGAAGGAUGUCACGGUUGGGCCCACAACAGUCAUCCGCGUCGUCCUGAGGCAUUUCGUCAACGCUGAUGAGUUUGGAGACGAAUUCGUGGAGUAUGCCGUCCUCCUCUGCUUUCUCACUGGGAUCGUCGAAAAGGCGAUUCAGAGGAAAAUUCCCAUCACGAAGUGGCUUCCCCGAUACAACCUAGCACACCUGGUGUGUGACCUCAUAGCGGGGCUGACUGUCGGACUCACCAUACUCCCGCAAGGUCUCGCCUACGCAGCUAUUGCCAACCUCCCUGUCCAAUAUGGCUUGUACUCUGGAUUCAUGGGAUGCUUCGUGUACCUUUUCGUGGGGAGCGUGAAGGAUGUCACGGUUGGACCCACAGCUGUCGUCUGCGUCGUGUUGGGACAGUUCGUCAAUUCUAAUACGUUCGGGGAUCAUUUUGUGGAGUAUGCGGUCUUCCUCUGCUUUCUCACUGGAGUCGUCGAAGUUUUACUCGGAAUCACCAGACUCGGGAUUUUAAUAAACUUCAUCUCGACGCCUGUGAUGUCGGGUUUCACUUCAGCGGCGGCAAUCGUCAUCUCCGUGACUCAAAUCGCUGACAUUUUUGGCCUCUCCUCCGUCGUCCACGCUCACGACUUCAUCAAGGUCCUCAAAGAUGUCGCCUACCACUUCAGCGAAACCCACAUGUGGGACUUUCUCACAGCCUUCGUUUCCAUUUGCCUUCUCCUCUUUCUGCGGAAAGCAAAAACAUGGGACUGGUCAAAGGUGAUCAGCCACAAGGGGAUGUUAUUGGUGGUGAGCAAGACGGUCUGGUUCAUCUGCACUGCGCGAAACGCCCUCGUCAUGGUCCUGGGAGCGGUCGUCGCUUACUUCGUCAACGGGAACGACCCUACCAAACCCCUCUCCUUGACCGAGAUCUUCGCCCUGGGUCUCUGCAAUUUGGCUGGGUCCUUCUUCUCCUCCGUUCCAACCAGUGGAUCGUUAUGCAGAACUGUCGUGAAUGCCGCGUCUGGAGUGAAGACGCCGGCCGGGGGAAUUGUUACUGGAUCCUUGGUGCUUCUGGCCUUGUCGGUGCUGACACCUCACUUUUUCUACAUCCCCAAGGCCUGCCUCGCGGCCGUGAUCAUCAGCUCGGUCAUCUUUAUGUUUGAGUACAAGGAAUUCCUGAAGAUCUGGACUGUUAACCCUGUCCCUGCCCUCCAAGCCGUCGUGGGACGAGGAAGGCGAUCCAGAGGAAAGUCCCCAUUACGAAAUGGCUUCCACGAUACAACCUUAAAUAUCUGGUGCUUGACUGUCGGACUCACCCUACUCCCACAAAGCCUUGCCUACGCUGCUAUCGCCAAUCUCCCUGUCCAAUAUGGUCUGUACUCUGGAUUCAUGGGAUGCUUCGUGUACCUUUUCGUGGGGAGCGUGAAAGAUGUCACGGUCGGACCUACAUCAGUCAUCUGCGUCGUGAUGGGGCAUUUCGUGAAUUUUGAGACGUUUGGGGACCAAUUCGUGGAGUAUGCCGUCCUACUCUGCUUUCUCACUGGCGUCGUCGAAGUCCUACUCGGAAUAACCAGACUUGCGGCUGCAAUCGCCAUCUCCAGCACUCAGAUCACGGGACUGUUCGGCCUUUCCUCUUUGAUCCACUCUCACAACCUCAUGAAGGUCGUUCGAGAAGUCGCCUACCAUUUCAACGAAACCAACAUGUGGGAUCUUCUCACGGCCUUCGUCUCCAUUUGUCUUCUCCUUUUUCUUCGGAAAGCAAGAACAUGGGACUUGUCGAAGGUGAUCAGAAACAAGGCAAUCCUAUCAGUGGCGAGCAAGGCUGUCUGGUUCAUCUGCACGGCGCGGAACGCCCUCGUUAUGCUGCUAGGCGCGGUCGUCGCAUACUUCGUGAACGGAGACGACCCCAAGACGCCCCUCUCCCUAACUGGGAAUGUGGUGCCUGGCGUCCCACCCGUCGCCCUUCCGCCGUUCCUGACAGAUACGAACUUCCUGGAAAAGGUCUCGGAGCUGGGUCCAGCUAUUGUCAUCGUCCCCCUUGUGGGGAUCCUGGAAAGUAUUGCCGUAUCUAAAGCAUUCGCACGAGGUAGAGCGAUCGACUUCAACCAGGAGGUUUUCGCUCUGGGUCUCUGCAACUUGGCUGGGUCCUUUUUCUCCUCCAUUCCCGUCAGUGGGUCGAUGUGCAGAACAGUCGUGAAUGCCGCGUCUGGUGUGAAGACUCCAGCUGGAGGAAUUGUUACAGGGUCCCUGGUGCUGCUGGCUUUGGCGAUAUUGACGCCAUACUUCUUCUACAUCCCCAAGGCCUGUCUCUCGGCCGUAAUCAUCUGCGCAGUCAUUUUCAUGUUUGAGUACAAGGAAUUCCUGAAGAUCUGGACUGUGAACCGGUUGGAGUUGAUCCCGUGGCUGGCCACAUUCUGCCCCAGCCUUCUAUUGGGACUGCCCUACGGCAUCGUGGUCGGGAUGGGGGUUGAUCUCGUCCUGCUGCUCUUCAAAGUCGCCCGGCAGAAGGUGGUCGUGCAAAAGAGACAGCUGGAAGGUCAUGAUUACCUGGUUAUCAAGCCGAAAGGCCUAACAAUGUUCCCAGCUUCGGAACAUGUUCGCAACGCCCUCAUCAAGCAGUCUGGGAAGAAUCUUGACAUCCCGGUCAUCAUUGACUGCGAGAAGAUCACUUCCAUCGACUUUACCUCCUGCAAGGUGAGAUGGGAUUACGCGAGGAAAUGCAAUGGACGAACGCGUGAACUACCGUAUCGUUACCAGAUGAUAGAGGCGACCUUGUCCGACCUUGCGGAGCGAGGCCAAGAGCUGGUAUUCGUUCAUGCAGAUGACAGUGUGAGGAAGGUUCUCAAAGCGAAGCUGAGAUCCAACUUCCGCUCCUUCAAGACCUAUAGCGACUGGGUCGAAGCCACAUACACUCCAAAAUUGACCAGCCUGCGAAAAAAGCCUAUGAGAUCGAUCUCGAGAGUCAUCUCCGUGCACGGUGAGGCUGUCGUGGAGCCAAUGGACUGCAACACCUUCUUUCACAAGGACAAUGCGUGA
Messenger RNA from Darwinula stevensoni, 4260 nucleotides. NCBI's taxonomy places the organism in Eukaryota, Metazoa, Arthropoda, Ostracoda, Podocopida, Darwinulidae. The record is from the annotation of a GenBank genome assembly.